UCUCAAAGGAAGGCUGGCUGCUCUAAUACCUAAAAAAUUGCAACACCAGUAAGGAUUUUUUUUUUUCUACUCCAUCACCCUCGAAGGUGGUGGGAAAAGAACAUUCUCAGGAGCCGCAUCUGUUUGCAUCUGAGGGACAAUGGAUUGGCUGCUAUGUGCAAAGUGUACAGCCUUAUUUCUCAUAAUGAUUUCCCUAGAAUGCACCUGCAAUUGGAAUUUACAGGUUAAUGAAGGAAAAGAUGAAAAAGGACAAAUCAAAUGGAACAGUAUACAACUUAACAGGCAAAAGCGAGAAUGGCUGGCACCAGUUGUACAUUUGAGGGAAGAAGAAGACAACAGACACAGAAAUCCUAUAGCCAAGGUCCAUUCAGAUAAAGCGAUAAAGAAACAAAUAACAUAUCUGGUUUCUGGACCAGGUGUCAACCAGGAGCCUUUUAAUAUAUUCCUUAUUGAUGGGAAAACUGGAUAUCUGAAUGUGACAGGAAUAAAAGUUGAUCGUGAAGUUACACCUGUCUUCUUUUUAACUGUAAGGGCGCUGUCUGGAGGAGCAGAUGUGGAGAAACCUCUCUCCCUACGCAUCAGAGUUAUAGACAUUAAUGACAAUGCACCUGUGUUCUCACAAGCUGUUUUUAUUGGGGCAAUAGCUGAGCUAUCCAGUGCAAGCAGCCUUGUGAUGCAGAUCAUCGGUACUGAUGCAGAUGAAGAAAAUACAUUACAUUCGAAAAUUGCAUACAAAAUCAUUUCUCAGAAUCCUUCUAAUCCCGUAAUGUUCAUUAUGAAUAAACACACUGGAGAAGUCUUCACAGUGUCCGGUUCCCUAGAUCGGGAGGAAAUAAGUAGCUAUUCCCUGGUUGUUAGUGGAGCAGACAUGGAUGGAGCAGCUGGAGCCCUUUCUGGAGAAUGCAGUGCUUCCAUAAAUAUCCUUGAUGUCAAUGAUAACAUCCCUUCACUUGAGUAUGAGUCGUUUUCCAUUUCAGUAGAUGAAAAUAUGUUACAACAAGGAUUGCUCUUUAUCCAAGUAAAUGAUAGAGAUGAAAUGUACACAGACAACUGGGUGGCUGAAUUCGAAAUUGUGUCUGGAAAUGAAGGCGGUUGGUUUGUAAUUGAGACGGAUGCUGUAAAUAAUCGCGGUGUAUUACACGUUGUCAGGGAAUUAAACUAUGAAGCAAUGCAAAUGAUGAACCUUGGCUUUGUUGUGAGAAACAGGGCUCCCUUCCAUUCUUCUAUUAUAUCUCAGUACCAAGCGAAGGUGACUAACAUUGCCGUUCAUGUACAAAAUGUGAAUGAAGGAUUCGCUGUCAUCCCACGUCCAUUAGUUGUGAACAUUCCAGCAGGCCUGAGCAGGGAACAGUUGCUUAAUUAUAUACUGGUCAAACUGCAGAUGGAAAAUCUGGACACUGGGGAAAUUAUAACAAACGCAGUGUUUACCACAGAUGAAAAUAGUAGCAAAUGGUUAUUUAUUGAUGAACAGGGGAAUGUCAGACUUAUAGGCGAUCUACCUCGAGACACCGCUGGCAACGGCAAUUUCACUGCAAACAUCCUUGGAACAGACAACAGUGAUCCAAAUCGUCCAAAUAUCGUUUCUACCAUACUUACUGUGGAUGCUACAAAACCAACCUGCCCUGUGAUUACCUCUCAGUCAAGGACAGUAUGUUCAAGAAGUCCCCAGGUUGUUCUUCAGGCAGAUGAUGGUGUUGGAUUUGUCACUUCUCCGUUUACAUUCAGCCUUGUGUCCUCAUCAGAUAAUUCAUUUACCCUGACAAAAGUAAAUGAUACAAGUGCGAUGUUAACAACACAAAAUAUAAAUAACCGUAAUGUUACUGUUGACGUUCAAGUUACAAACAUAAAUGGUGAGAGUUGUGCCCAACCUGUACGUAUCCAACUGCAAGUCUGUGACUGUCUGGGAAAUGGAGACACCUGCACACAAGUAGGAACAUUCCAAAUGGGAACAAGAGUUGCGCUGGGCCCUGCAGCCAUUGGACUUUUGAUCAUGGGGUUCUUAGCACUUUUAUUGGUACCGCUAUUACUGCUACUCUGCUCAUGCGGAUCUGCAGCAAAUAAUACAUUUAUCCCUGUAGCCGAUGGGUACGAUGGUGGAUACCGGCCCUGGGGGACUGAAGGUGCAAAACCUGAGGAUGUGGAUGUGACCAAUUUGCUUGUAAGUUCGGGUGCUCCAGAAAGUUAUGAUUUGAGCUCACACAACUACAUAUCUGGAGGAGGUGGAGGACUGGAAUCAACAACAGCAGCAACAACAGCUGCAGCUGGUGACUUUGGAACUUCGAGGGUUCAUUCUAGAUCUUUUGGCACAGGACUGGGUGCAGCCACUGCAAUGGGCACUGGGGCAGGAAUCAUUGGGACUGGUUUGGGAAUACAUGGAUUUUCUAGAGACAGUAAUGCUGCAGGGUCGGUGACUGGAGCUAUGUCUUCACAUUACAGAGAUGGAGGCACUGUAAACACAACUUUUGUGGAGAACUACUUUGCAGAAAAAGCGGAAGCCUACGCCAAUGAGGAUGAAUCUCGACCAGCAAAUGAUUGCCUUUUGAUUUAUGAUAACGAAGGUGUGGGAAGCCCUACUGGGUCUAUCGGAUGCUGCAGUUUUAUUGAUGACGACUUGGAUGACAGCUAUUUGGACAAUUUGGGACCAAAAUUUAAAACUCUGGCAGAAAUAUGUUCUGGUAAAAAACCCGAUCCUGUGCCGAGUGCUAGAGAACCAAAAAUAGUUACUAGUAUUCCCAGAGUAGAGCCCGACAGCUUUUCAUUGCCAUCUACCCCUAUUCCUAGUUCUACCUAUGUAAGUGAAAGCUUUUCAUCCUCCAACCUGCCACCUGCUAAACCUAUUUCUGAGCCUAGAGAUUAUGUAGUAACUGAGACUUACACAACAUCUGGUCCUGCUAUGAACCCCUCUGUAUAUGCAUUUGAUCCAAUUGUUCAGCCUAACAUCUUGGUGACAGAGAGAAUGCUUGGGUCUACUUCAGGAGUGAGAGGUGCAUUUCCUGAAAUAACUGAUAGAUCCAAUGUUAUUGUGACAGAAAGAGUUAUGCGCCCUGCUUCUGGGGUACAUGAUAUAGUUGAUUUUGCAAAUAUACAAGACAGUUCAAAUGUACUACGGGAGAGAAUGAGAGCACCUAGCAGUUCAAGGAAUGCUGGGUCAUUCAAUUUCCCAGAUUUAAGUGACAGUCAGAAUGUUGUUGUUACUGAAAGAAUGAUACAUCCCAUCUCCAAUGCUCAAGGAAAUUUAGAUAUGCAUUCUAAUUUUAUGGAUGGCCAGAAUGUUCUUGUAACUGAAAGGCUGAUACAACCAGUAUCCAAUGUUUCCAGUGGUAGAAAUAUCCAUCCUGAUCUAGUCGGGGGACAAAAUGUAAUAGUGACAGAAAAAACAGUUCGAUCUGCCCAGGGUAGUCAAAGCCAUGUGCUAAGACCUGAAUCCUUACUAACUGUUGGUUCCACAUCCCCCGGUGUCACUCGCAGUAGGGUCACCAAGUACAGCACCGUACAAUCUGGCCCUGGUGUCCAAAGCCAUGUGCUAAGCCCUGAUCCCUUACUAACACAAACUGUUGGAUCCACUUCCCCCGGUGUCACUCGCAGUAGAGUCACUAAGUACAGCACCGUACAGUAUUCCCAAUAAUACAUCUUUUGUGAUAUUUGUUUAAAGAUUCGAGAUAUAAUAGAGUUAUCAGUGUAAAGCUUGUUUUGGACCCAUAAAACUGAUAU
Xenopus laevis (African clawed frog) is the source of this 3711-nucleotide messenger RNA. RefSeq names its product desmoglein-3 (gene dsg1.S). The record is from RefSeq and is a predicted model, not a curated record. The coding region runs from base 140 to 3625 and encodes 1161 amino acids. The transcript is spliced from 16 exons. NCBI's taxonomy places the organism in Eukaryota, Metazoa, Chordata, Amphibia, Anura, Pipidae.